Messenger RNA from Polypterus senegalus (gray bichir), 3038 nucleotides. It is a transcript of the gene sp6, whose product is annotated as Sp6 transcription factor. Gene Ontology annotation, biological process: regulation of transcription by RNA polymerase II. The transcript is spliced from 2 exons. Gene Ontology annotation, molecular function: DNA-binding transcription factor activity, RNA polymerase II-specific; RNA polymerase II cis-regulatory region sequence-specific DNA binding. The record is from RefSeq and is a predicted model, not a curated record. The coding region runs from base 466 to 1290 and encodes 274 amino acids. NCBI's taxonomy places the organism in Eukaryota, Metazoa, Chordata, Cladistia, Polypteriformes, Polypteridae.
GAGCAACGGAUCAAACCUUCAGCUCUGUGCUCGGCUCUUCAGAACGCGCUGGUUUAUCUUUAUGGGACUCUACUGGCCGGGACUUUGGAUACAAGGCGCCGGCAGCUCCUGGAUACAUCCUGAGGGUCACCUCUUGGUUCCUUCGCAUACGCCAAUUGCUGUUCAGAUUUUGCACCGUAUAAAGGAAGUGUCCUGGAACCCUCUACCGUGAGCGCUUGGCGCUUAUCGGGAUGCUGCCACGUGGAAUCGGUCUUCCCUGCAGUGAGAGCAGCUGUGUGUCAUGUCCGCAGUGACAGUGCUGUUUCGUGGGCCAUAAUCUUCUCUUCGUCAUUGCCCUAUUUCUGUCUAGCCAUGUUAUGAGCCUAAGGACAUCUCCACCCAUAAAGCUUUGCCCAGAGUAGCCAGUCUUUCCGAGCAGGACAGGUUAUUACCACGUUUAAGAGCUCUUUGCCAAGAAUCUUGAAAAUGGCCCACCCGUACGAGCCUUGGUUCAGACCGACCCAUCCCAGCAGCAGUAAUGAAGAUUUAAGUGUCCCCUCUUGGUGGGAUAUCCACCCCGGCACCACCAGUUGGAUGGACCUUCAGAACACCCAGGGCAACCUGCAGGCCCCAACACAAACUGGCUCCCUGCAGUCCACACUUGGCAGCUACACCACAGAACACCAGCUUUGUGGACCCCCUACCCACCUGGCCCCCAACCCUCAGCACCUCUUUGCUCAAGACGGUUUCAAGCCGCUGGAUACAAGCCUCCCAGAGCCGCACCCCCUUGAAGAACCCAUGGACAGUGGCAACCGGCCGAAAAGCCACCGCCGAUCAGUGCCAAGGAGCUCGGGCCAGGCGGUGUGCCGCUGCCCCAACUGCGUCGAGGCCGAACGCAUGGGACCCUGCGCUGAUAGCACCAAGAAGAAGCAUCUCCACAAUUGCCACAUACCGGGCUGUGGGAAAGCCUAUGCCAAGACGUCACACUUGAAGGCGCACCUGCGGUGGCACAGCGGCGACAGACCCUUUGUCUGCAACUGGCUCUUCUGCGGCAAGCGCUUCACCCGCUCGGAUGAGCUCCAGCGCCACUUGCAGACGCAUACGGGCACCAAGAAAUUCACCUGCACGGUCUGCAAUAGGGUCUUCAUGAGGAACGACCACCUGUCCAAGCACAUGAGGACCCAUCACGAGGCCUCCAGAGAUGAAGGAGAGGCCAUCAACAAGUGCUUCGAGCAGAACCCCGAGGCCCCCUUGAAACCCAAAAGAGAACCCGACGCCGGCUCCUCCGCCGGAAGCAGCCAGACCAAUUGAAGGGGUGGGACAAGGAGGCUCUGCAGACGUGUGCCCCUUAACCACGGAAGACUUCAUUUAGAAAAAGGCGCUUUAUCAGUUAGUCUAGUGCAGCUCCAUAGAGCAACAGAAGGGAAAACUGGACGAGGAAGUCACGUAGAGUAGAGCUGAACGUAGCCUUUAAAUUAAUUUUGUCCAUUUUGUUGGUCUUUGUUUUUUUUUUUCUCCAUGCCAAAGGCACUUAUAGAUCUUCAAGGAAAAGGGAAUCUUCACUUAAUUGUGGAAUUCUCAUACCCAAGUGACACGGUGAUCCUCGGGUGACUUUCACUGGCAAUCUGACCCUUUGUGUCUCCCCACCAAGCCCUUCGAUCCAUGAAGAAGAUGCUGUCGGAUGGCCCAACAAGAAGUCCCCCAGGGCUGUGCUGCACGUCUACUGUCCUCAUCCUGUGUUCGCUCCAAAGAUGAGACACAUUAUCAUUUCUAUGAACUGUAUCUCCUCGGCACACCAUCCGUUCAUUUUCUACGCUGAUCAUCCAGUUCAGUAUCGCCGAGGGGCUGGUGCUGUUGCACAAGAACAUCGUGGUGACCUCUGCUCUGUACAAACUCAUUCAUUCUUUAUCACACAAACCUAUUAAAUGGAAGAAAUUAAUACUUUGAAAAGUUAAAAUGCAUUCAGGCCCUGUGAAGUUCAACAGUCCCAGCAAUGCAGCCUGUGUUAUGAUUGCUGUGUAUUUUUUUAAUAACCUCUAGAGGGCGUGUGGAAAAAGUGCAGUAUUUGCUCCACCCAGUAGGCGGGGUUUAUGAUAAUUGUGCUCAGUUAUGAUAAAGUCUCACAGGCUGUUGGUUUAUUCCUUUAUCAGUCGCCCCCUUUCAAUAAGGUGGGGAAUUUGUUUUACUUCUUUUUUUUUUUUUUUUUUAGGGGGGUGGGGGGUACAGCCCUAACUGCACCACUACAAUACACAUAACUUAUUAUCCACUCGUCCAUCAAUUUUACUGUUCUUUUGUGGUGGGCCAACCUGUAGACUCACACUUUGAUCCAUCCAUCCAUUUUUAAAGCUGACCCUAGUUGCACCAUUAAAAUAUAUAUAACUUAGUGUUUGAUUAUCAUUCAGUUUUAUUUAAUAUUACUUGGGUUGAAACUUCAAAGGCACACCUCUAGAUCCAAGCAUCCAUUUUUUGUACCUUGAGAAUGGUGGGUACACUACUAAAAUUCACAUUUAAAGAUCUAAUUCAUAUUCAAGUUCAAAUUUAUUGUAGCAUUUCCUUCCAUUUUUCCAGACCACCUCUUUUAUUUAGGUGCGAUGAACCUGCCAAGCCACUCCCUGUUAUGAAUGAAUGCACAAAAAAAUGGUGAAAAGGUGUGUAGGCCCCCCAAAAGACAAAUACAACAGGUCAGGGCUUUCCCUCGUCUGCCUAGAAAUAGACAGCAUAACCCCAAACUCUACUGGCUGGCUUUAGCCUACAUGGACCUAAAAGUGUUAUGAAGUUUGGGUGUCCUGAGUGCAAAAUGUCCCAAAACUCACUCCAGAAAUGCCCACUAGCGGGGGAAACCCUCUAGCUAUUAUCGAAAAGGGCAAGUCUAGAAUCUUUUUUAAUAUACUUUUUUUUUUUAAAAAAAAAAGCUAAAUAAAAUAAGGCUCAGAGGAGCACAAAAAAAAGCAAAGGAGCAGCCUAAAAUAGACAACCCUGUAACAAACAAAUGUCCCAAUACACAAAUCUUAAAAGAAUAGUAAAAAAAAAAAAGCAAAACGUCGAUAUCUAGAACAACA